CUUUGCCAGCAGCAGCAGUCACACGGACUCGAGCCACAUCUCUCAGCCGUGGAGAUUCUCGUUCAGUCGCUUUGUGUAUUUACAGCCACGGCUGCGAAAAACGACUAGACAGAAUGGUCACGAACUGCUCUUCUCGAAUUACAGCCUUUUGUUGAUGAGAGUGCGGAAACGCGAGUAAAACAGACAGAAUUGAAAGGAAAACAGUCGAGGAGCGCGAGAAGGCCGAACCCAUCGAGGGAGCGCGAGAGCAGCCUAGUUUCUCACGCGCGGCGCUCAAGUGGAUUUGCGGCUCAAACCGACGAGGACGAAAACACGAGCGUAGCAAACCGUACUUGUGGAUUAUUCGCGGACAUUUCUUAAUUUCUUUCUUCUCAGAAACUACAUAAACGUCCGGUAACGAUAGACCUUCACCGUCCACGGAGAGGUCGGUGACUGCCAGGACUCAACGCCCCAUGAUGCACAGUGUUUGUGACAAGACCACACCCACUUUUAGUGUGUAGAGGAAGUUGCAUCGUCAGCAUGUCCUCGCACCCUCAGCCAGUGCCUCAGGGUAGGAGGGCUGUGGACGCGCGUCACCUUCCCAGUUCUGCCACCCUUCCUCAGCUGAGAGCCCAUACGGAUGUUGGUGGACUGGUGGACUACCAUCCUCACGCUCGGAACUAUGGUUCCCAUUUGCCCCAUGGAUCCCUGGCCCACCCUCACCGCCGCAGACCAUCCCUUCUGUCUGAAUUUCAACCAGGCAGUGAAAGAGGUCAAGAGCCCCACAUCCGAUAUGAACACAUUUACCUACAGGAUCCCAGCAGCCAAUCAGAAGGGGAGUACUCAGAGAUGAAGCGUCCUCGCUUGGAAAUCGGGACGGAUUCUCUUAUUCGUCACUCAACCCAUCGUCAAUCCCUUAAUGUGUGUGGAGCUGAGGAAAUGGAGCACAGCAGCAGCAGCAGUUCCAUUGGAAAGAUUGAGCCCAUUUCUCCUGUGAGCCCAGUGCCCAUGGAGCCCGACCUGGACAUGGUUCCCUCUCGCCUCUCCAAAGAGGAGCUAAUCCAGAACAUGGACCGCGUGGAUCGGGAGAUCACCAUGGUGGAGCAGCAGAUCUGUAAACUGCGUAAAAAACAGCAUCAGCUAGAGGAAGAAGCUGCGAAACCCCAGGAGCCAGAGCGCACCAUCUCACCUCCACCCAGUGAAGCCAAACACCGCAGCCUUGUCCAGAUCAUCUAUGAUGAAAACAGGAAAAAGGCAGAGGAGGCUCACCGGAUCCUGGAGGGACUCGGACCUCGAGUGGAGCUACCUUUAUACAACCAACCGUCUGAUACCAAGCAGUACCAUGAGAACAUCAAGAUAAAUCAGUCAAUGAGGAAGAAGCUCAUUCUGUAUUUCAAAAGAAGAAAUCAUGCUCGCAAACAGUGGGAACAGAAAUUCUGCCAGCGCUACGACCAGCUAAUGGAGGCCUGGGAGAAGAAAGUUGAGCGCAUCGAGAAUAACCCACGUCGCAGAGCCAAAGAGAGCAAAGUGCGGGAGUAUUACGAAAAGCAGUUUCCUGAGAUCCGCAAACAGAGAGAGCUGCAGGAGCGUAUGCAGAAUAGAGUGGCUCAGCGAGGUGGGGGUUUGGCCUCAGCAGCUCGCAGUGAACAUGAGGUUUCUGAGAUCAUCGACGGCAUCUCAGAGCAAGAGAACUCAGAGAAGCAGAUGCGUCAGUUAGCUGUGAUUCCUCCCAUGCUGUUUGAUGCCGAGCAGCAGAGAAUAAAGUUUAUCAACAUGAAUGGGCUGAUGGCCGAUCCCAUGAAGGUCUACAAAGAUAGACAGGUCAUGAACAUGUGGAGUGAACAGGAGAAGGACACUUUCCGUGAGAAGUUUAUCCAGCACCCAAAAAACUUUGCCCUGAUAGCCUCCUUUCUGGAGAGAAAGACGGUGGCUGAGUGUGUCCUGUUCUACUACCUGACUAAGAAGAAUGAGAACUACAAGAACAUUGUUCGCAGGAGCUACCGUCGCCGAGGCAGGAGCCAGAAUAACCAACAGACACAGCAACAGGUGAACCGCAACAGCCAGGAGGAGAAAGACGACAAGGAGAGAGAGAAAGAGGGAGACCGCGAGGAGGACAAAGCAGAGGGAGAUGAGAAAGAGGAUGGCAUGAAAUUCUGUGCUCUUGAAACCCAUCAUAAAAACAAGAAUAUACUCGAAUUGAGAGAUGACACCUCUGGUGAGGACGGGGAGGAGAAAGAGCCUCCUAUAACCGCUAAAGGCCGGCGCACUGCAAACAGCCGAGGACACCGGAAAGGACGAGUCACUCGCUCUAUGACCAAUGAGCAGGAAGAAAACACUUCACCGCUAAGCAGUGAGCUGGCAAACCUGGAGAUGAAUGAAAGUUCUCGUUGGACUGAAGAGGAGAUGGAGACAGCAAAGAAAGGGCUGCUCCAGUAUGGCAGAAAUUGGUCCGCAAUCGCCAAGAUGGUGGGCUCCAAAACAGUCUCCCAGUGCAAGAACUUCUACUUUAACUACAAGAAGAGACAGAAACUGGAUGAGAUUCUGCAACAGCAUAAAAUAAAAUCGGAGAAAGAGCGUAAGGCCAGACGCAAAGGUAAAGCUCUUCAGAACGAGGAGGCCAGCGCUCCAUCUGCUGAAGAGGAGAUGGAGGGAUCGGGAGUCAGCGGCAAUGAGGAGGAGGCUCAGGAGGAUGGAGAGGGUGGAGCUAAUAACAGCUCAGACACCGAGAGCCUCCCUUCCCCACGCUCCUCUGAUGACAGCAAGGUCAAAGAAGAGGGGUCGGCAUGGCCCAAAACUGCAACCAAUGCCACUUCCUCCUCAUCCUCCAUGGACAAGGACAUGGCAGCUAUGGAGACGGGGCCGGAAGAAAAGCCAAAAGUGGAGAAAGGAGAAGGAAAAAAAAAGCAGCCAAGAUGA
Messenger RNA from Sinocyclocheilus grahami, 2895 nucleotides. Its product is annotated as nuclear receptor corepressor 2-like. The record is from RefSeq and is a predicted model, not a curated record. Gene Ontology annotation, cellular component: chromatin. The coding region runs from base 520 to 2895 and encodes 791 amino acids. Gene Ontology annotation, biological process: negative regulation of transcription by RNA polymerase II. Gene Ontology annotation, molecular function: transcription corepressor activity. NCBI's taxonomy places the organism in Eukaryota, Metazoa, Chordata, Actinopteri, Cypriniformes, Cyprinidae. The transcript has 22 exons.